Messenger RNA from Lodderomyces pseudojiufengensis, 2496 nucleotides. It is a transcript of the gene CAS5, whose product is annotated as Cas5p. Gene Ontology annotation, biological process: regulation of transcription by RNA polymerase II. The transcript has a single exon. Gene Ontology annotation, cellular component: chromatin. The record is from RefSeq and is a predicted model, not a curated record. Gene Ontology annotation, molecular function: DNA-binding transcription factor activity, RNA polymerase II-specific; RNA polymerase II cis-regulatory region sequence-specific DNA binding. Lineage: Eukaryota; Fungi; Ascomycota; Pichiomycetes; Serinales; Debaryomycetaceae. The coding region runs from base 1 to 2496 and encodes 831 amino acids.
AUGGAUAAAUUUUUAUUAAGUUCUCCAACUCAAUUAGCUCAACCAUAUGAUGAAAGUACUUUAAAUUUUGAUAUUUAUGAUCAAACAAUAAAUUUACAACAACAAUUUAAAAAUUUUAAUAACAAUAACAAUAUUCAAUAUAAUGAUAAUAUUAAAAUUGAAGAUAAUUUAAAUUUAAAUUUGAAUAAUGAUCAUCAAUUCAAUUCACAGCAAAAUCAUCAACAAUAUCAACAAAAUCAGGUACAGCUACAACAGCACCACCAACAGCAGCUACAACAGCACCCAUUAUACUCCCAAAAUAUCAAUCUACAAGAAAAAAAUAAUUAUUAUACCCCAGGUGGAAAUGAUAAUAAAAGAAAAUACAUAAACAAUGCACCAAUUUUUGAAAAUGAAAUUGUACCAGUAUCUACAAAUUUACCAGAUAAUAAAUCAUUUAUGACUGAUGAUUCUGGUUUGGGGAUUAAUAUUAUGGAUAUACCGGAAUUAAAUAGUAGUAUAAAUGGUGGAAAUAAUGUUGAUUCAAGAUUCAAUCAUUCAAGAAAUAUCUCAUUAGAUGAACAUAUGUUAAAUUUUAAUAACAACCAAAAUUAUAGUCGUCAAAACCAUUAUAAUCAUCAACAUAACGAUUCAGUUGUUUCAAUAAAUCAAAAUGCACCAAUUGGUAACGACAAUAAUAACAAUAAUUUUAUACCUAAUUCAUUUUCUUCAAAUACUAUAUAUUCAUUAGAUUCAAUUCCAUCAUUUGAAUCUCCAGUUCAACAAUUUCAUCAUUCUAGACAAUUAUCACAAAAUAAUUUACAACCCAUACUACAACAACAGCAGCCGCAACAACAUCAACAAAAUCAAACGUAUCAAAAUCAACAACACUCGCAACAACAAUCUCAACAACAGCAGCACCAUCAAUUCACUUCAACUCCUAGAAGAGCUGGUAGAAAUAAAUCAUUAUCCAUAUCAACAUAUACAACACCAAUGAGAAAUGCACCAUCAUUUUCACCAAUUAAUUUAGCAACAACAGCAUUUAAUAAAGUUUCCAAAACACCAGCAAAAAAUAUAAAGGGUCAUUCAAGAUCAAGAUCAAAAGUAUCAUUAGAUGCAGCAGCAGCGGCAUUAGCUUCAAAAACAAAUUCAGCUCUGUCAUAUAAUUCAUCAGUUUUAAAUCCUUUUUAUACUCCAUCACAAAUGAUUUCAUCAUUUGAAGAUGAUGAUGAUGAUGUUCAUAAUGAACUUUCUUCAAAUACUCCUUUAUUAACUCCUGGUUCAUAUAAAUUAAAAACUUCACAAUCAACUUUUUUCAGUCCUUAUAAACUGAAUGAUAAUCACGCCAAUAGUGAUAAUAAUUAUUUAAAUCCAAAUUUUGAAAAUCAAGAAAAUGAUGCUAUAAAACAAUUAAAAAAGGCAAAAUCUUAUUCAAAUUUAUUAAGAAAACAAAAGAAGGAACAAAAUCAACAACAAACGAAUAGUAAUCAACAACAAAGACCUCAACCUAUAAAUAGUUUUAGUGAAGCAUCCAUAUUAACAAAUGGAAUGUUAUCAAGACCUGCACCGAAAAUAGAUUUAUUAUCGCCUGAAUUUAAACAACAAGAAAUAAACACUAAUGAACAAUCACAAACAUUUAAUCAAACAACAACAAUUCCUUCACCAUUUAAUAAUAAUAACUAUAAUACUAAUUUGGAAAAUAAUAUUAAAAAAGAACAUUCCAAUAGUGUUGAAUAUUCACUGAUUUCUUUAAAUUUAGAUAAUUCAAUUGAUUUCAGUCAACAACAACACCAAGAACAAUUACUUCCACCACAAAAAACUCAAAAAGAUGAACAAGAUGAAGAAGAUGAUGAAUAUGAGAAUACUGAUCAUCAUACUGAUUUUACAUCUACUUCAUCUACUUCAAAUACAACUCCAAGUUUAUUACCUCCAAUGGUUACUUUUUCAACUAAAGAACAUCGUCAACAACAACAUCAACAACAAGGACAAUUACAAAUUGAUCAAGCUGAAGUGAGGAAAACUACUUUAAGUUCCAAAACUAAAAUUAAAACCUCUAAAUCUAAAAAGAAAUCACCAAAUUCUUCAAUAAAGAAAGAAUCAGAUGAGAAAAUUUUAGUUCCCACAUCACAAGAUCAAGAUAAAAAACACUCAAUCCAAGAAUCAAAACCAACAAUCAAUGAAAAAAAACAAGAAGUAAAAACAGACCCAGACCAAAUUAAUGACGAUGAUGAUGAUACAGUAACAAUUCCCAUACCAGAAAAUUUAAAUAUAACAAGACCAAAAGUUCGAAAUAAUAGAUCAGAUAAAGAAUUAAAUAAAACCGAUCCUAAAAAGAAACAUAAAUGUCCCAUAUGUGAUGCAAGAUUUCAAAGACCUGAACAUGUCAAGAGACAUUUAAAAUCUCAUUCUUCAGAAAAACCAUUUCAAUGUAAUGAAUUAAAUUGUGGUAAAAGAUUCAACAGGAAAGACAAUUUAAAAGCUCAUUUGAAAAAGAUUCAUGGGAUUUUAAAUGGAUCUUGA